CUUGAAGAAACUACUGUAAAAAGAAGCUCAAAACACACCUUCUAUAUCUCUAUUUCUAGAAGAAUUUAUUGCUACUGUUAAUGGAGUACUAUGCUUUAAUCAAUACUCUCUGCGGCCUAUGUUUAUAAUGUUUGAUCCAAGAGGAAAAAGUUUGAAUUCAUGAUCGCGCUUCGCAGAGGUGUUAGGCUCAAGCUAUAUUGACUUCAAAACUUUGUGAUCGCAUUAGGUAACCGGUUCUUUUGGUAUGAUGGAAGGUUACAACAACGGUAGUUAAGUGGAUAGGAACUUGGACCAGUGCUAGUGCUAGAGCCUGUGGAAAUUGGCAGGCUUAGUUAUGGCAUCUGCUGGCCAUGGAGGCGCAGGGAGUUCUAGGAGUGUUAAUGGAUUCAAAGAUCCAUCUAGUUCACUUGACUGCCUGGCGAGGGAAAUGCUUGAGAUGGGAUUGAAGGAUGCGGUGGACCUCGACGAUGAUAAGGACAAUGAGCCUGAGAUGAUAGAAGGCAUGGGUGUAGAAACAGGACACGUUAUUAGAACUACUAUUGGCGGUCGAAAGGGUCAAUCCAGGAAGAAUAUCAGCUACAAAGCUGAACGUGUGAUAGGAACAGGAGCUUUUGGUGUUGUUUUCCAAGCAAGAUGCAGAGAAACUGGAGAAGUUGUUGCGAUUAAGAAGGUUCUUCAAGAUAAGCGUUACAAGAACCGGGAGUUGCAGAUAAUGCAGAUGUUAGACCAUCCUAAUAUUGUUGCACUUAAGCAUUCUUUCUUCUCGAUGACAGACAAGGAAGAGCUUUAUCUCAAUCUUGUCCUUGAAUAUGUUCCGGAAACUGUUAACCGUGCUGCUAGGCAGUUCAGCAGAAUGAACCAGCGGAUGCCAUUGAUUUAUGUCAAGCUCUAUACCUAUCAGAUUUGCAGGGCACUGGCUUAUAUCCAUAAGUGUAUUGGCAUUUGCCACCGUGACAUUAAGCCUCAAAAUUUGUUGGUGAACCCACAUACGCAUCAACUGAAAGUUUGUGAUUUUGGAAGUGCAAAAGUUUUGGUAAAAGGAGAACCCAACGUGUCAUACAUUUGUUCAAGACAUUAUCGAGCUCCUGAGCUCAUUUUCGGUGCCACUGAAUAUACCACGGCAAUUGACAUCUGGUCUACGGGGUGUGUCAUGGCAGAAUUACUUCUUGGAAAGCCUUUAUUUCCUGGAGACAGUGGGGUUGACCAAUUAGUAGAGAUCAUAAAGGUAUUAGGAACACCUACUAGAGAAGAGAUGAAAUGCAUGAAUCCAAACUAUACUGAAUUCAAAUUUCCACAGAUAAAACCCCAUCCAUUACACAAGAUUUUCCAAAAAUUGCCUCCAGAAGCAUUUGACCUAGUUUAUCGUUUUUUCCAGUACUCCCCACAUUUGAGAUGCACUGCUUUGGAUGCUUGUCUUCAUCCUUUCUUCGAUGAACUGAGAGACCCCAACACACGCCUUCCUAAUACCCUGCCUCUCCCGCCCCUCUUCAAUUUCAAAACUCAAGAGCUCGUCGACUUACCUCCGGAAACCAUUCGCCGGCUCAUUCCAGAACACGUUCUCUCAGGGCGUUCUGAUUCAUAGCUCUCCUCCAUCCCAGUGAUUAUAUAUUUGAAAGGUUCCACUCCCACCGUGAUUUGUAUUUAGCUUUUAAGCUCCCUCGACUUCUUGUGUAUCGGCAAAUGGAUGAAUGGUGAGAUGUGCUGCAUAAUGCAGAUCGAAGAGAGAACCAUUGUUUCGGUUUCCUGUCGUCUUCUUCUUCUUCGGUGACUGUAUAUUUUUUCUACCACUCUCUCUCCACUUAAACAUGAAUGCAGGUUAUAUGUUUACUUUUUUUUUCUUGGUUAGUUAUUAUACUUACGCAAGAUAUCUUGUUUUGUUUUUAUAUAAAUAUAUAUAAACACGGUUAGAUAGAUGUUGCAACAUGUU
Molecule: messenger RNA, 1927 nt
Organism: Cuscuta campestris
Lineage: Eukaryota; Viridiplantae; Streptophyta; Magnoliopsida; Solanales; Convolvulaceae
Source: the annotation of a GenBank genome assembly